Molecule: messenger RNA, 414 nt
Organism: Juglans regia (Persian walnut)
Lineage: Eukaryota; Viridiplantae; Streptophyta; Magnoliopsida; Fagales; Juglandaceae
Exons: 1
Coding region: 1-414 (137 amino acids)
Source: RefSeq, a predicted model, not a curated record
AUGUACGUCAAGGUAUCCCCUAUGAAAGGAGUCACACGUUUUGGAAAGAAGGGGAAAUUGAGUCCUAGGUAUGAAGGACCAUUCGAAGUUAUGGAAAGAGUUGGUGCAGUCGCAUAUCGUUUGGAACUACCAGUUGAGAUGCAAGGAAUGCACAACUUCUUUCAUGUAUCGUCAUUGAAGAAGAGCUUUGGUGAAAGACAGCCUGUAGUAGUGGAAGCCGGUAGCAUACGACUUCAACCGAAUUUGUCUUAUAAAGAAUGGCCUGUUCAGAUCAUGGAUGGCAAAGAACAACAACUAAGUAACCAGAAGGUGUCGUUAGUGAAGGUUCUUUGGACUAAUCCAGCUUUACAAGAAGCAACGUGGAAAAGAGAGGAUUUGAUGAGGACUAAACAUCCUCAUUUGUUUGUAACUUAG